This is a messenger RNA of Perca flavescens (yellow perch), 4154 nucleotides long. It is a transcript of the gene ints11, whose product is annotated as integrator complex subunit 11. NCBI's taxonomy places the organism in Eukaryota, Metazoa, Chordata, Actinopteri, Perciformes, Percidae. Gene Ontology annotation, cellular component: nucleus. Bases 359 to 2164 code for a protein of 601 amino acids. The record is from RefSeq and is a predicted model, not a curated record. The transcript is spliced from 17 exons. Gene Ontology annotation, molecular function: RNA endonuclease activity. Gene Ontology annotation, biological process: snRNA processing.
GUACCACGGUCGAAAAUUGGGCAGUAGGCUAUAUUGUCUUGUUUGAUAUUGUCCUGCAAAUCUGUUCCAGAUAUGUUGUCAAAUAAACAACAACAAAGCACAUAACCCUCAACAAAGUCUUGCGACAUGGAUUGCAAAAAUGGCUUUUAUUUCGAAUGCGCUGGCCGGAAGUGAUGACUUUUUACUGUGUGUAGCUUGACACUGGUAAAAGAAACGUCGGAACUCGAAAUGACCCACAUGUAUACAAGUUAGGCAAUAAACGUUUCUUUGUAAACGAGGUGUUAUUCGUCGGAAACUGACCGGCCUCCUGGUUUAACUCGGUGCCAAUCAUCUACCUUCAAAAACAGGCUGAAAAAACAUGCCUGAAAUAAAAGUAACACCACUGGGUGCUGGACAGGACGUCGGCCGCAGCUGCAUCCUCGUCUCCAUUGGAGGCAAAAACAUAAUGCUUGACUGUGGGAUGCACAUGGGAUACAAUGACGAUAGACGUUUCCCAGACUUUUCAUAUAUAACCCAGAACGGGCGUCUGACAGAGUUUCUGGACUGUGUGAUCAUCAGCCAUUUCCACCUGGACCACUGUGGCGCUCUGCCCUUCAUGAGUGAGAUGGUGGGCUACGACGGACCCAUCUACAUGACCCAUCCCACAAAGGCAAUCUGUCCCAUUUUGCUGGAGGACUUCCGUAAGAUCACCGUCGACAAAAAGGGAGAAACCAACUUCUUCACCUCGCAGAUGAUCAAGGACUGCAUGAAGAAAGUGGUGCCUUUGAACCUCCACCAAACUGUCCAGGUGGAUGACGAGCUGGAGAUCAAGGCGUACUAUGCAGGCCAUGUCCUGGGAGCUGCCAUGGUGCAGAUCAAAGUGGGAUCAGAGUCUGUGGUCUACACGGGAGACUAUAACAUGACACCAGACAGGCAUUUAGGUGCUGCAUGGAUCGAUAAGUGCCGUCCAGACAUUCUCAUCUCAGAGUCUACUUAUGCCACCACCAUCCGUGACUCGAAGAGAUGCAGAGAGAGGGACUUUUUGAAGAAAGUGCACGAAAGCAUAGAAAGAGGAGGAAAGGUUCUCAUUCCCGUUUUCGCCCUCGGAAGAGCACAAGAGCUCUGCAUCCUGUUGGAAACAUUUUGGGAGAGAAUGAACCUAAAAGCCCCAAUCUACUUCUCCACUGGGCUGACGGAGAAAGCGAACCAUUAUUACAAGCUGUUCAUAACAUGGACCAACCAGAAGAUUCGAAAAACCUUUGUACAGAGAAACAUGUUUGAAUUUAAGCACAUCAAGGCCUUUGAUCGCUCCUACGCCGAUAACCCUGGACCUAUGGUGGUGUUUGCAACACCAGGUAUGCUGCAUGCUGGUCAGUCUUUGCAGAUCUUCAAGAAAUGGGCUGGCAAUGAGAAGAACAUGGUAAUCAUGCCUGGGUAUUGUGUACAAGGAACAAUCGGUCACAAGAUCCUGAAUGGGCAGAGGAAACUAGAGAUGGAAGGGAGAUCAACCUUGGAUGUGAAGCUACAGGUGGAGUACAUGUCCUUCAGUGCCCAUGCAGAUGCUAAGGGCAUCAUGCAGCUCAUCCGCAUGGCAGAGCCUCGCAACAUGCUGCUGGUGCACGGCGAGGCAGUGAAGAUGGAGUUCCUCAAGGGCAAGAUUGAACAGGAGUUCAGCAUAGAUUGCCACAUGCCAGCCAACGGAGAGACAGCGACUGUGACGACAAACCCCAGCGUGCCUGUGGAUAUCUCACUCAACCUGCUCAAGAGGGAGAUGGCUCUCGGAGGGCCGCUUCCUGAUCCCAAAAGACCUCGCACCAUGCAUGGAACCCUGAUCAUGAAAGAAAACAGUCUGAAGCUGGUGUCGUCGGAGCAGGCCCUGAAGGAGCUGGGCCUCAACGAACAUCAGUUACGCUUCACCUGCCGCGUGCAGCUCCAGGACCCCCACAGCGACCCCGACACGCUCAACAGAAUCUACACACACCUCAAGAGCGUGUUAAAAGGUUACACCAUCCAGCACCUCCCCGACGGCACAGUCAUGGUGGAGUCUAUCGUCAUCAAAGUCUCCUCCUCCGCUGAAGACACCAGCACCAAGGUCCUGCUGCUUUCCUGGAGUUAUCAGGACGAGGACCUGGGCAGCUUCCUUUCAACUCUGCUGAAAAAGGGGCUUCCAUCUGGACUGUGCUGAAAUAUCUUUUUGUUCCAAAACUACAAACACACGAAGGACAAGUCCCACUAAAAAAAGACUGUCACUCAUUUGAGGCUAAACACCAUCUCAGUGCAGAGGAUUUUACAUUCUUACCUGUAUACUUUAGCACAACGUUAAGGCUGAAUUGCUCCCUUUUAUACUGUUGGGAUAGUGAUCCUCAUUCAGGCUGCUGCCCUGACUUGCCUGUUCUCUUUUCGUGAUGUUGCAGACUCUUUCAUAGACUCAUUUAUGGACUGAACUGCACAAGAUUAAGCAAAAAUAAGAUCCUCAAAUUCGGUCCCUUUUUUAUUUUGAUGUACAAAGCCAAUUCAAAUAAACACUUUUGUAGAAAAGUCUAAUUUUUUGCAAUAGUGACGUUACAUUAACGAUGAAGCGUGUAAAGAGCUCUAAUUCCAGUAUGCCUGUGCUAUUCCCCAUCAGCUCACCGCAAUGGUAUAAACACCCCUCCUCCUCCCAACUCUUCCGCACAGCCAUGUCAUCUUUAACUGCUUCCAUUUGCAGUGGCUGGUGGUGACGUAGUAAAGCACGGGGUCCAGGCAUGUGUUGAGGAUGACGAGCGCCAGUGUGAUGCGUCUGGCGUGGUAGAUGGCGUUGACCAAGGAGCAGUUCUGGAUGACCUCCAUGCGUCCGAGGAGGUGCAGCAGGUACACCACGUGGUUGGGCAGGAAGCAGAGCAGCGUUAUAGCCAGGAUGGUGUAAAUGACCCUCACGGCUUUUUGGGCCGUUUUAGUCUGUAUCAUGGAAAUGCGGCGCGCAGCCAGCGGGUAACACACCAGGAUGAUCGCGGAGGGCAGCAGGGAGCCAGCGGUCAGGCACAGCCCGCUGUACACCACCAAGCGCAAGCUCCACUCUUUCUGGGCGAAAUUCUCAAAGCAGCUGUGGCUCCCCGAUUCGUCUUUGUUGGUUUCCAGAGGUCCCAUGAGGACAAAGAUGAACAUAGCCACUAAAACUACACACCAGAGCGACACACUCACAACCAGAGAGCACCGGGGGCUCCGCAUUCUCAGAUAGGUGUGAGGGUGCACAGUGGCCAUGUAGCGAUCCACGCAGAUGCAAGUCAUGAAACAGAUGCUCAUGUAGAUGUUGGCGAAGAACAGCAUCCCGGUGACGCGGCAGGCGGCGUCCCCAAACACCCAGUCGUUCCUGUGGAGGUGGUAGUGGAUCUUAAAGGGCAGAGUGCAGAGGAUGACGAUGUCUGCCAGAGCCAGAUUGCUGAUGUACACACUGAAGCCUGUGCGGGGAUUGCAUCUGAAGGUGAAGACGAAGAAGGCAGCCAGAUUUCCUGGUAGACCUACAACCAGGGCUAAGCUGUAGACCGCCGGGAACAAGUAGUACUGGUACUCUGCCGAAGGCGUGCUGCAGUUGCCAUCGGUCGCGUUCAUCUUUGCAGAUUUGAGUGUUUUGUCAAAUGAAAGUGAGACAGCGUAGGUUGAUUCUGUCAAACGCCGCUGCAUCUGUGGCAACACAAACAAGUUUCCAUUCAGUUUUUUUCCCAACUGUUACCUAACGCCACCUUCGGAACAAACGUUUUAUUCAUUCUUGUAUUCUGCUUUUAGUUUUCACAAACGUGUUUGGUUCCCCAAGCUGACUACAUUAUUCUGUAUUGUUCAGGUUUCUGAAGAAACCAAAGGGAAAAGCUGAGGUGGACAUUUUUCACACAUGAUACAGUACACAUUUACUCACACAUUUAAUUACUACUUGACAUUGGUUCUGUAAAGAUGGCGAAGUGAAACAGAAAAGACAGGAAAACAUUGACCACAUAAAGUACCAACAAAGUUACCCUUACAGUUGCAUUCCUGAGACAACCAUGGUUUACUAGAGGAAAAUAUUUUAAACCUGACACUAAAUCAGUUUUACGAUGUUUACAGUGUUUCGCCAUGUUUUCAGCAAUUACCACUUUUCUGAAAAAUGAUUUAGAUUGGUAAAAUAUUAACACAAACUAAACCUCAAAUGUAUAUAGUCAAAAAAA